Penicillium waksmanii is the source of this 1272-nucleotide messenger RNA. RefSeq names its product rRNA-binding endoribonuclease. The transcript is spliced from 2 exons. Gene Ontology annotation, molecular function: RNA endonuclease activity. NCBI's taxonomy places the organism in Eukaryota, Fungi, Ascomycota, Eurotiomycetes, Eurotiales, Aspergillaceae. Gene Ontology annotation, biological process: ribosomal small subunit biogenesis; maturation of SSU-rRNA. Gene Ontology annotation, cellular component: preribosome, small subunit precursor. The coding region runs from base 1 to 1272 and encodes 423 amino acids. The record is from RefSeq and is a predicted model, not a curated record.
AUGGCGGAAUCCGCAUCGUCGCCGCCCAAGUCCAUCCACACAAUCGUGUUGGACGCCGGCCCCAUCAUCAAAAAUUCCCCGCCGCUUUCUACUCUGCUCGCUCAAUGCGAUGAGAUUAUCACCACCCCCGCUGUGGUGAGCGAGAUUCGCGAUCCCGACGCCCGCGCCCGUAUCGAAACUCUCUAUCUUCCUUUCCUCAAGCAGCGCACUCCGAACCCGAAAAGCUUCAACAUUGUUAGCGAAUUCGCAAAGAAGACUGGUGACCGCUCUGUGCUGAGCCGAAACGAUAUUGAAGUUCUGGCGCUCGCCUACGAGAUUGAGUGUGAGCGCAAUGGAGGCGACUGGCGCUUGCGCAGUGUGCCCGGCCAGAAGCGCGUGAAUGGAGCGCCGCCUGUCAAGGAGGAAGAACAGAAGUUGGAGGAGGAGCCUAAGGUGGAUACCGAGUCCAAGGACGUGGAGGCGAUCACCGAGGGCGUCCAAGAGGCUACCAUCGCAGAGAACACCGAAGUCACAAAGUCUGAAGAGACCGAUGCAAUUAAUGAGAACCCCGUCGAGAUCGAGGAGGACGGAGCGGAAGAGGGUGAAGAGGAUGUUGACCUCGACGCAAAUGAGGAUGAUGCCGCGGACUCGGACGGCGGAGAAUGGAUCACACCCACCAACUACAAGAAGCGGCUGGCCCGCGACGAUGGCAGUGGUGCGACGGCUGGUAGUGAGGUUAAGGUCAUGCAGGUCGCAACCAUGACUACUGAUUUUGCUUGCCAAAACGUCCUCCUGCAGAUGAACCUCAACCUUCUUUCGACUACCACUCUCCAGAGAAUCCAGCAUCUGAGAACUUUCAUCAAGCGCUGCCACGGCUGCUUCCUUACCACCAAGGAUAUGAGCAAGCAGUUCUGCCCUCGCUGUGGUAAAGAUACUCUUACCCGCGUCUCCUGCACAACCACCGCCAACGGCCAGUUCACCAUGCAUCUGAAGAAGAACAUGCAGUGGAACACCCGUGGUAAUGUGUACAGUAUUCCCAAGCCCAUUGCAGGUACUGCCAAUGGAAAAUGGAAGGGAGGCGCUGGAAAGGGUGGUUGGGGUAGAGACCUUGUCCUUACCGAGGAUCAGAAGGAGUUUACUCGGGCGAACGCCGAAGAGGAGCGUCGCCAACGCCGCCAGCAUGACCUCAUGGACGAGGACUACCUCCCCGGUAUUUUGACUGGCGAGCGCAACAGGCAAAAUGGACGCACCAAGGUCGGUGCUGGCCGGAACGUUAACUCGCGCAAGCGUUGA